Molecule: messenger RNA, 2130 nt
Organism: Cololabis saira (Pacific saury)
Lineage: Eukaryota; Metazoa; Chordata; Actinopteri; Beloniformes; Belonidae
Gene: traip
Product: TRAF-interacting protein
Exons: 17
Coding region: 464-1834 (456 amino acids)
Source: RefSeq, a predicted model, not a curated record
AAUCCAUACUGCUUUUAAAUGCUGCUAAAUCUAUUUUGCUACUAUGUAUGUUUUAUGUUUGUUCCCUUGUUUGAUUGUAUUGUUUGACUGAAUUGUUUUUAUGUUUUCUGUGAGGACUGCGGUUGGAUACUAGCAUUUCUGCUAAAAUACGGUGUAUUUACACUGCUUAAUGUAGUGUUCAUGCAUUGUCCCGUCUAAAGAAUAAAUAAAUAAAUACAUAAAUAAAUAAAUAUAAAAAAUAUACAUGAACGCACCUGAACGCAUCACGUGUGGGCGGGGCUUGUGUUUGAACUCCAGCGGGAAACCGUGAUGACGUAGCGGGGUUGUUUGUGUUAGCCAUAGCUGCUUAGCUGUCCGGGCUGUCUUUAAACCCGUUAUUGAUCAGAUCUGGGAUGUUUCAUGUUUCUCUAAGGACCGUGUAACAGCGUAACCUGUCCGUGGGGCUGAGCAUUGUGAUAGUAAGAUGCCCAUUCGAGCAUACUGCACCAUCUGCUCGGAUUUCUUUGACCACUCCAGAGAUGUUGCAGCCAUCCACUGUGGACACACGUUUCACUAUGAGUGUCUUCUUCAGUGGUUUCAGACAGCACCAACGAAAACCUGUCCACAGUGCAGGAAACAGGUCAGCACCAGGCACAUCAUCAGCAAGCUGUUUUUUGACGUUAAUGCGGACGAGGAAGGUCCAGUGGACGCAGAAAGCCUGCAGAAUGAGCUUGAUCGAGUGAGAGCACUUCUGAGCACCAAAGAGAGAGACUGGCGAGACAAACAGAAAGUGAUUGACGGCUUAAAGGACACGGUGGACAAGCAGAGGAACGACCUGGACCGUGUGCGGAAAGAGACAUCGGAGAAGGAGAUGCUAUGUUCCGCCCUUAAAAAGCAGAUGACGUAUUUGGAGACGCAACAGAACGACGUUCAGGCUGCAAAGGAUGAGGUCCGGAGACUGAGGAUGAAAAUGAAAACUUUUGAAAGCCUGGAGGUGUUGCUGCAGGGCCGGAGAGCAGAGGUGGAGUCCAUGAUCACAGACAUGGGGGUGAGCCAGGCGGCCGUGGAGCAGCUUUCCAUCUACUGCAUCUCUCUGAAAAAAGAGUACGAUAACCUCAAGGGGACCCUGAAGUCUUCAAAUGAGCUGUGUGAGAAGCUGAAGAGGGAAGUUCUCUCCUCAAACGGCAAGCUGCAAAAAGCUACAGUGGAGACGAAUCAGAGCAAAGAGGACAUGAAGUCUCUGCAGAAAGACCUGGCCAACGCUGACAGAGAGAUCUCGAGCCUGAAGAAGAAAGUGGAGUUACUCCAGAAGACUUUGGUCACCCCGACCCGGACAAACGAAGCCCUCAGUCGGCUCAUCUUUGAAAGCCCGGCGCCGGCCAACCUGACGCAGCCUCGCCUCCACCAGCCCGCAGACAGCGAGGGCAUCGACCUGAACGUCACCUACGACGUCUCCACCCCGGUUAACGCGUGUAAGAGACGGGGGCCGGCCCCGUCCAAGAAGAUGUGUCUGGACCCGCCGGCCACAUCUGGGUCCAAACCUGCAGAGAAAUCUUCAUCUUUGAGCAAGGCUCGGGAUGAAGAUCCAGCCAUGGAUUCAUUCUUGAGGAACUCCCUGCUCUUUAGAAAAAAGACUUUUGGAACCAUGUUGGACCCUCAUAGGAAGCCUGGAACUGUCAGAACUGGUUAUGACGGGUUAGGAGGAAGAACUAAAUUCAUCCAACCUUCUCCUCUGUCGGAGAUCCGGCCGCUCAUCAAGGCCAAGAGGAAGAAGGUGGCGCGUCCUCCGUCCAAAGGAACGACCUGCCUGACUCUGGACGGCUUCCUGGGCCGGUCGGACCUGUGUGGAGAGUAGGAGUGGAGCUGCUCUGCUCUGAAGAACCGCCCGGCAGCAGCUGGGACCCUCCACACCAUACUGGACUUUCAGUUCACAUUUCUAUUUAAAAGCAGGAACUGACUUCAGUCUUCAUGACAAAUGCUGUUUUUUUUUGGAGGCAUCGCUAGACCUGUUGUAAAUGAAUUUUUGUGUUGACGAGCUUCACAUCUGCAGCUCUCCUGAGCAGCUGCAGCUGCACAUCUGCAUCUCUCCUGACCAGCUGCAGCUGCACAUCUGCAGCUACACAUCUGCAUGUCUCCUGAACAUCAGCAUCU